This is a messenger RNA of Prunus mume (Japanese apricot), 390 nucleotides long. The record is from RefSeq and is a predicted model, not a curated record. Lineage: Eukaryota; Viridiplantae; Streptophyta; Magnoliopsida; Rosales; Rosaceae.
UCUGGAUUUAGGUACCGAAAGAAGCAUAAGCAUGUUGAUAUGAAGGCCAUUAAGAACUGGGCAAGGCAGAUUCUUCGAGGCUUGCACUAUCUGCAUUCACACAAUCCUCCAAUUAUUCAUAGAGAUUUGAAGUGUGACAAUGUAUUUGUUAAUGGAAAUAAUGGAGAAAUUAAAAUUGGAGAUCUUGGGUUGGCGAUAGUCAUGCAGCAGCCUACUGCCCAUAGCGUAAUUGGCACCCCGGAAUUCAUGGCUCCAGAGCUUUAUGAUGAGGAAUACAAUGAACUUGUCGACAUCUAUUCUUUUGGCAUGUGCAUGUUAGAAAUGGUGACUUGUGAAUACCCUUAUAGUGAAUGUAAAAAUCCAGCACAAAUUUACAAGAAGGUUACCUCU